Colletotrichum karsti is the source of this 1485-nucleotide messenger RNA. RefSeq names its product major facilitator superfamily transporter. NCBI's taxonomy places the organism in Eukaryota, Fungi, Ascomycota, Sordariomycetes, Glomerellales, Glomerellaceae. The transcript is spliced from 6 exons. Gene Ontology annotation, molecular function: pantothenate transmembrane transporter activity. Gene Ontology annotation, biological process: pantothenate import across plasma membrane. Gene Ontology annotation, cellular component: plasma membrane. The record is from RefSeq and is a predicted model, not a curated record.
UUGUCCAAGAAGGGCGCCACUCGCGUCGUCAUGUCGCCUUUCUCAGACCUGCGAGAGCACUUCAAAGGUGCCUCCACACCUUUGGAGAAGAGACUGAUCUUGAAGUUGGACUUCUUCAUUCUCACGUUCUGUUGCAUGGCCUAUUUCAUGAACUAUCUAGACAGGGCUAGCAUAACUCAGGCCUAUGUCUCCGGAAUGAAGGAGGAUUUGGGAUUCGAAGGUGCGCAAUUGACAGAGGUCACAACUCUCUAUGCAACAGCCUAUCUCAUUGGCAUCGUCCCGAAUAACCUGCUCCUGACUCGCUUCAAGCCGAAGAGAUUCUUCCCUUUCAUGAUCACGGCCUGGGCUAUAAUCACGAUGUUGAAUGCUGUGGCGAAGAGCCCGCAACAUCUAAUGGCUAUCCGAUUCUUCCAAGGAUACUUCGAGAGCUGCAUCUUUGCUGGCACGCAGUACAUCCUAGGAUCCUGGUAUACGAAGAAAGAACUCGGCCAGCGCACAGGUCUUUUCACUGCUUCUGGCCUCGCUGGCGGGAUGUUUGGUGGCUUUCUUCAGACUGGUAUCCAUUCCUCGAUGAACGGCCUGCAUGGGAUGCCCGGAUGGAAAUGGCUUUUCAUUAUCUCUGGAAUCAUCACGCUUCCAGUCGCCAUCUAUGGAUACUUUUUCUUCCCAGACACCCCUCACACCACUACGGCUUUCUACUUAAGCGAAGAUGAAAUUAAACUCGCCAGAGAAAGAGUUCCUGUGCGCGAGGAGGGAGAAAAGAUUCUCGCAUGGUCUUUUAUCUCCCGCAUUCUUCACUCAUGGUACUUCUACGGGUUCUGUUUCUUAUGGAUCUUGGGAAACACCUCCGAAUCUCAGUCGAACCAGUCGCUGCUCAAUCUCUACAUGCAAGCACACCCGACCAAUACGUACACCGUCUUUCAGCGCAACAACUAUCCCACGGGAGUGCAAGCUGUUGGUGUCGUCAGCACGCUACUGUGGGCUACCAGUACCGAUAUUUGGGGCCGGAGAUGGCUCUCGGGCUACUACAUCGCCAUCACAGCUAUCGGCAACGCCGCCAUAAUCCUGGCCCCGACAUCAACAGCAGCAAAGUUUGGAGCAUACUACUGGGCGGGUUCGAUCUACUGCAUCCAGGCUACAUUCUUUGCGUGGGCCAACGACUCCAUGCGGAAUGAGUCCCCGGCUCUUCGGGCUUGCGUCAUUGCCUGUAUGAAUGCUGCCGGUAACUGUUUCCAGGCCUGGUGGCCUCUGAUAUUCUUCCGUGCGGAUGACGCACCCGAGUUCCGCAAAGGAAUGAUUUCUAUGAUUGCGGUUGGAACGGCUAUGAUGAUCUGGGUCACGGUGCUUAUCAUUAUGGACCGGAGGAUCGCCCGCAGAGAAAUCCAAGUUAUUGAGGCGGUGGAAGCUGAGUCAAAUAUCGAAGCUGGCGUUGCUAAGAUGAAGGAUGUUGAUGGUGUCGUUGACAAGGGUUCUAUCAAUCAGUAG